This is a messenger RNA of Cylindrotheca closterium, 1017 nucleotides long. NCBI's taxonomy places the organism in Eukaryota, Bacillariophyta, Bacillariophyceae, Bacillariales, Bacillariaceae. The record is from the annotation of a GenBank genome assembly.
AUGAGCAACAGAUUACUUCGUUUCACUUCACGAAUGCAAAGACGGUGUUUUUCGGUUGACGAAUCUGUAAAAAAGUCAACGAAAAAGGACUUUGAGUAUUGUGUUGAUUUGGUUCAAAAUCGCGAUCGUGAGGGAUACCUAUGUGGACUGUUGAUGCCACAUGACGCUAGGAGAUCAUAUUUUGCAAUCAGAGCUUUCAAUGUUGAACUCGCAUCAAUAAAGGAUGCCAGAAAAUCCGAGGGGGGUGAAUUUGACGCAGCUUCAUUGGCAUUGAAAAUUCGUGUUCAAUGGUGGCAAGAUGCAUUGAAUCAAGUGUUUGGUGAUAUCGAUGAGCAAGUGGCGGCUGGAGGGAUAUCCUUAGAUAUGGCAACAUCAUGCUGGAACAAUCCAGUGGUUCGCUUACUAAACGAUGCAGUUCAUGAAAGCAAUCUAACAAAGCGGUUUUUGGAAAGACUGCUGGAGGCUCGAGCAGCUGACCUCGAUGUUAAGCAACUAGCCACCCUUGCUGAAGCCAUUGAUUAUUCGGAAAACACAUUUUCGAGUCUACUUUAUUUGUCCCUUGAAUCUGCAGGUGUUCGAGAUGAUGCAGCUGAUACGGUUGCUUACAAUGCCGGUAUUGGAAUCGGCCUUGUUACAGCAUUGCGUAGUGCUCGGUUCAGAUUGGUAAGAGGUGAAUGUGCGAUCCCACAAGAGCUUAUCGCUAAGGGAUUCCCUUACCACAAGUUUAAUCUUGAAGAUCCCAAAGCCGAGAUGACUGAAGGGGACGUGCAAAUGUUGCAAGAUGCUGUGUUUGAAAUGUCACAAAAGGCCUCUUUACACUUUUCAGAGGCAAGGGAGAAUCAAAGUGUGGUACCAAAGCACGCGAGACCAUGCCUUCUCCCAGUUGUCCCAGCGUUCCAUCAUUUGUCAAAGCUUGAAAAAGUAAAAUACAACAUCUUCGACGAUACGCUUUUGGAGCAGGACCAAUUGACUGGGCUCCUCUUGCUAGGGCGCACUUGGCUCACGGGAGUGUUCUGA